Pterocles gutturalis (yellow-throated sandgrouse) is the source of this 789-nucleotide messenger RNA. RefSeq names its product protein phosphatase, Mg2+/Mn2+ dependent, 1H (gene PPM1H). Gene Ontology annotation, biological process: protein dephosphorylation. The transcript is spliced from 7 exons. The record is from RefSeq and is a predicted model, not a curated record. Gene Ontology annotation, molecular function: protein serine/threonine phosphatase activity. The annotation marks the transcript as partial. NCBI's taxonomy places the organism in Eukaryota, Metazoa, Chordata, Aves, Pterocliformes, Pteroclidae.
GAUUUGCAAAUAGAACGAGAGAGGACUGUGUAUAAUAUUUCUGGCGGCUGUACAGCCCUUGUGGUGAUGUAUUUAUUGGGGAAGCUUUACGUGGCAAAUGCUGGUGAUAGCAGGGCUAUAAUAAUCCGAAAUGGUGAAGUCAUUCCAAUGUCUUCAGAAUUCACUCCAGAGACUGAACGCCAGCGACUUCAGUAUCUGGCUUAUAUGCAGCCCCACUUGCUGGGAAAUGAGUUCACACAUUUAGAGUUUCCACGGAGGGUGCAACGCAAGGAAGUUGGAAAGAAGAUGCUGUACCGUGACUUCAACAUGACUGGCUGGGCAUACAAAACCAUUGAGGAAGAUGACUUGAAGUUUCCCCUUAUAUACGGAGAAGGCAAGAAGGCUCGGGUUAUGGCAACAAUUGGAGUGACUCGAGGACUGGGAGACCAUGACCUGAAAGUACAUGACUCCAAUAUAUACAUCAAACCUUUCCUGUCCUCAUCUCCCGAGGUGAGAGUCUAUGACCUCCUGCAGUACGAGCAUGGGCCAGAUGAUGUUCUGAUCCUAGCUACUGAUGGACUCUGGGAUGUGCUGUUAAAUGAAGAAGUGGCAGAAGCUGUCACUAACUUUCUACCGAACUGUGACCCCGAUGAUCCCCACAGGUACACGCUGGCGGCGCAGGACCUGGUGAUGCGAGCCAGGGGAGUGCUGAAGGACCGGGGCUGGCGAAUAUCCAACGACAGGCUGGGCUCUGGAGACGACAUCUCUGUCUACGUCAUCCCUUUAAUACAUGGGAACAAACAGUCGUGA